This is a messenger RNA of Xyrauchen texanus (razorback sucker), 1842 nucleotides long. RefSeq names its product prolactin regulatory element-binding protein-like. Gene Ontology annotation, molecular function: guanyl-nucleotide exchange factor activity; GTPase activator activity; protein binding. The transcript has 10 exons. The record is from RefSeq and is a predicted model, not a curated record. Gene Ontology annotation, biological process: protein secretion. Gene Ontology annotation, cellular component: endoplasmic reticulum membrane. The coding region runs from base 136 to 1413 and encodes 425 amino acids. Lineage: Eukaryota; Metazoa; Chordata; Actinopteri; Cypriniformes; Catostomidae.
UGACGUGUAGCUAGGGCAACGAGGAAGUAGAUGGUGGCUGUUUGACUAAUGCAGUGAGUUUAUCCAGUGGCAUGUCUACUGAACACUGGAAAUACUGCAAAAAGAGACUAUAGCGCGACAGACACACAGAGAAGCAUGGGUAAACGAAGAGCGCCUGAGCUGUACAGAGCACCAUUCCCUCUGUAUACUGUUAACAUUGACCCCAAGACUGGUCUGAUCAUCACUGCAGGAGGAGGCGGGGCGUCCAAGACCGGGAUCAAGAAUGGAGUGCAUUUCCUGAGUUUGGAGCUGGUCAGUGGUAAGCACAGUGCCACCUUGCUGCACACUCAUGACACGGACACACGAGCCACCAUGAACAUGUCUCUGGGUGGUGAUGUGAUCGCUGCAGGGCAAGAUGGUAACUGCAGCUUGAUGAAGUUUGGACAACGUGCACCCAAGCAGACGAAAAGUCCUGCUGAUAAAGAUGGUGCUGGAGAAAAGAGUGCAGCCAGGAGGAGAAGAGGGAAAGGGCAAAAUAAAGAUGGAGGAGCAGGAGGAGAUGCAGCUGAGAUGGAGGAGACUCCUCAGAUCUCAGUGGAGGAUGUGGAUGUGGUACAGGCAGAUUUCAGUGCUCAGGACCCGUGUGUGAAGUGUGUGCGCUUCAGCUCUGACCUCACACUUCUGCUUAGCGGAGGGGCAGAUGGCUACAUCAGAGUGUGGGAGUUCCCCGCCUUGAAAGAGAAGCUGAACUUCAAAGCACACAAAGAUGAACUGGAGGAUAUAGACCUCAGUCCUGAUAAAAAGCACAUUGUAACAGUAGGCCGUGAUUUUGAGUGUAGCGUGUGGAGUGGCGAUCAACUGGUCGUGGGUUUGUGUUGGCAUGAAAACAUGCCUCAGAUCACCGAGAAGAUGUACCGCUAUAAGUACUGCAGGUUUGCAAAGGUAGAGGAUCAAAAAGACGCUUUAAGACUCUAUACAGUCCAGAUCCCUCACAAACGAGACCGCAAACCCCCACCAUGCUACAUCACUAAAUGGGAUGGACGAUCAUUCCUACCGUUACUCACGAAGCCAUGUGGAAAUGAAGUAAUAUCCUGUCUGACUGUGAGUGAUUCUGGAACAUUUCUUGGUCUGGGAACUGUGACUGGAUCUGUGGCCAUCUACAUAGCAUUUUCCCUGCAGAGACUAUACUAUAUUCAGGAGUCUCAUGGCAUUGUUGUCACAGAUCUAACGUUCCUGCCUGAUGCUCCUAAGAGUAAAGCCAUAAAGGGGGAAAAUGAAGUUGUUAUGUUAAGUGUCGCUGUGGACAGUCGCUGUCAGAUGCAUGCAGUGCCCAACCGAAGAUCCUUCCCGUUAUGGCUGGUGCUGUGCUUGUGUGGUCUGAUGGUAGUGGCAGUGAUUCUGCUGCUGCAGUCUCUAUUCCCUGGAUUCAUUUAGAGUACAGAAGGAACCAUCACCUGAGCUUAAUAUUUACAUACUAAAAUGACUUAAAAACAAACUUGAACCUAUGAAAUUUGUCUGUAUUUAGCGCCAGGUUUUAAGUAAUGUAUCAUGUCUGGAGGGUGAAUUUGAAUUCUUAUGAAUUUGAUUGGAUGUCAUGUUUGGGCAUGACCUGAAGAUGGAGCAAAAAUCAUGAAAUCCUAAAGAGCUGCUUUUCCUCUUCAGUGAGCUAAUUGCUUCAUGAUCAUUGGAAAACUGGAUGAAAACAUGAAUGCAUAAAUGACGAUGUUCUGAGGAUAUCAACUGCUGCACCAGCAUGUGUCGAGAAAUGUCUUUUAAUGUCAUGGAGAAAAAAAUAUAUAUCCAGGAAAGUUCAACAGUGGAUUAUUUUAAAUAUUUAAAACCAUGUACAAAUAUAAAUAUACA